Messenger RNA from Serpula lacrymans var. lacrymans S7.9, 1127 nucleotides. RefSeq lists its product as uncharacterized. The coding region runs from base 270 to 1034 and encodes 254 amino acids. The transcript has a single exon. The record is from RefSeq and is a predicted model, not a curated record. Lineage: Eukaryota; Fungi; Basidiomycota; Agaricomycetes; Boletales; Serpulaceae.
GGUGGCGGGUCUCACCUUUGACCACCACUCAUAAUAGCAUUGCUCGCAGGCCAAGCGGCGCUUUGGCUGGUAUUUCUUUGGCCAAUUGUCCCAGUCGCUACAAUAGCUUUGGCGUUGGCUUUGGUCAAAGCUAUGGAGGCCACAGUGGCUCUCGCAGGGUAUAAAACGUCCCCUCUCCUCUUACACUUUCCUUCGUCUCCCAGACCUCUCACCUCUCUCACAAAGUAUUCAGCAGUAAACAGUCAGAAAACCACAUUCUCUACACCAAUAUGCUUCCAUCAUUCACUCCACCCAUUUACGAACCUCAUGCCUAUGCUUAUGCUGGACUCGCUUUCAGUCAGCUUCCGACCAUUGCUCAACACUAUCUCACCACGGUUGCUCGGUUGAUGCCACCAGCCGCCUAUGACCCUAGCGCUAUUCACGAAGAACGAUCUAGGCUAUCGCUCUCCCUGUUCAGGAGCCUGCAAGGCAUCGAUAUCGCGAUGGUCGAAAAAAGGCAAGAAGCCUACUCCAUUGCCAAGCUGGGUGACACAUCACCCACCCACGAGUGGUACGAGACGGCUCUCCAGAAGGACCAGGAAAGGCUGCACGAGGUCUUCAACGUGCUUCUUCCCGAAAGGGAAAGGACUCUGGACGAGUUUAUGAUCAAGUUUGACGCGCUUGUCUGGUUAGACGUGGAUGGCCAUGAGGAUUUCAGUCUCGAGCAGUGGCAGGAGCAUAGGAACAAUCUGUCCACGCCUAUCCUCAACUACACCGGCCAAGCCCUCGUUGCGCUGGACAGUGCCGUUUCGAAGAAGAAUGUCGAGGGAGAUGACAACUGGAGAUCCCCAAGCGUUCCUGUCAGCCCUAUCUGGCGCACUCACAGUCCCCGAUACCCGCGGCCGGAUAAGGCUCAUUCGGAAAUGCAGUGGAAGGUGGAGCGCACCUUGCAGGACAUCCGGAACAAGCAUCGCGGGAGUGCGUAUCAUCCACCAAGUUCCGUUUACGGAGGAAAGUGGCAUUCGAGGAAGAACGGAAGGCCGCACUCGGGUUGAGAUGGGCUUUCUUUACUAGUAAUUUACUGUUUCUGUCCCACUUGUACUACAAUGAUGUACCACACACCAUCCACGAUCAUUACAUCGACAUCU